Aspergillus terreus NIH2624 is the source of this 1392-nucleotide messenger RNA. Its product is annotated as Hsp70 family protein. Lineage: Eukaryota; Fungi; Ascomycota; Eurotiomycetes; Eurotiales; Aspergillaceae. The record is from RefSeq and is a predicted model, not a curated record. The transcript is spliced from 5 exons. Bases 1 to 1392 code for a protein of 463 amino acids.
AUGGCUGAUAAGAACCACAUUGCCGUCGGGGUGGACUUUGGAACUACCUAUUCCAAAUUCCGAUAUGUUGCCCUGUGGAGAUCGCCCAGGACGUACAUAAGCCAAGUUUAUGAACAAACAGACGACAAGCGCAUUCUUAUUCCCGCGAUCCCAAGCCUCAUCGCAUACCGAGAUGAGAACCCUGGGUUGUCCGAGCCUUACUGCUGGGGCGCCGAUGUUCGACCGGGAAUGACCAUGUUCUCCUGGUUCAAGCUCCUGCUCAACCCGGAGCUCAAUCCCAAUAGUUACUACGAUCGGUCUUUGGAAGGGGCAGUCGCCAUGGGCAUCAUGAGGCGUCCCGAGGGAAGAACCCCUGGCCAGGUCGUCUGCGAUUUCUUGAGAAAGCUCCGUGGCCACAUACUCGAUACCUUGCAAGGCCGAGUAGAUCGACCACUCGCGGAUUGCACAAUUCAUUUUCAACUUACUUUCCGCGCUACCUGGUCCACGGCGGCUAGAAUGUCAACCAGGGAGGAGGCGUUUCGUGCUAGUUUCGGCCCAAGCAGGGAAAGGCCGUGCGAUACACUCUCGCCGCUGAUAACAGAGCCCGCCGCAGCCAUGACUUCUCUUGCGUCAAUUCCAGAACGCCGCAUCAACAUUUCACUCAGGGCAAGUGUUUUCUUGCUCAAUUUCCCUCUCUCAUGUUCCUCUCUCAUGUUCCCGCUAAUCGUUGGUGAACAGCGGAGAGACGUUGUCUGUAUCUGUGAUUGCGGAGGCGGUACUGUGGAUGUAGCAUGCUAUGAGAUCUUGUCAGCUCGUGCGGACAUUCAGUAUACCGAGCUUACGGCCGGGACCGGCGAGGGGUCUGCCUUCAAGCGGAGCUUCCACCGGGCCAAGGAGGAUCUUGAUAUCUUACGACCCAGUGACGAGUUUCUUCUGGAGCUUGAGAUGAUCCUUGAUGAGCCCAGACCUGAAGUAUAUGAUGCUCAUCGGCGCCGCGUGAAAAUCCCCGGGUACGGAUCACUCCAGGCGACGAUUUAUAUCCAUGUGCUAUCAAUGAUGUCUAUUGCAGUGGAUCAGCGCGAAUUUCGCAAGACAUACAACGCACAUCAGUGUUCACCCGAUGUUGAAUCCGUACAACUGCUGCCCCCUUGGAUCCAUCUCGCCCACAAUGAGCUGACAGUGGCGUACAGAUGGUUCAACGUCGCUGAGGGUGCUGCGCUUUGGGGCAUCGGCUCACCGCCACCAUCCCAUCGGUUCUGUCCCCGACAUUAUGGCGUUCCUGGUACCGGUCCUUUUAACCCGGCUUUGGAUCAGGAGGAAGAUAUUUUCAUUGACCCUGAUCAUGGGAAGAGAGUGGCUGGCUUAGUGACCUGGAUGCUUCGAAAGGUAUGCUCGACCCUAGUACUUGACUAG